GGACACUCCCCUAUGCAACUUGCAUAUGCGACAAUAAAGGAGUAAAUGGCAAUGUUGAAAUGUACAGUGGUUAGUGUGCCUAUUAUGUAAUGCUUUGUCCCAGGUUCUAUUAUCGGUGUCACAGGCUGGGUUUUUUUGCCUGCAUUUCUUGUUUUAUGUUUGUAGUAUUUCUGGUUUCUGUUUAGUCAUGCCUUUUCCUGCUUUACGUUUUAGUCACGUGACCACACAGCUGUUUUCAAUCCAGUCUUUAGUUCAGUAUUUAACCACCAGCACUUACCUUUGUUCCCUGCCAGAUCGUUGUUUUUGACUUGUUCCGUUCCAGCACUCUAUUACCUAAUUACCGGUUACCACGCUGUUUGAUCUAACAAUUCGUCUCUUGGAUUCUCCCUGUCGGUACCGAAGCCUGUGUUUGUAUAGUAUAUGUUAUGAGGACCUGUUUUGACUAAACGCCUGCCUGCCUGCCGUUUUUGUUCUUUUGCCCGUUUGCUUACCCGGUUUUGAACUCUGCCUGUAUAUGACUAAUGAGAACGUUAAACUCCCUCAAUCUGAACCGGAGAGUCUCCUGAAGCUGGGCAUGUUGUGUCCGCCAUCUUUGCGCACACCGCGCCGUGACAGUACGAUCUAGCCAGACUUGGACCCAGCCGGCUCGCAGCUGAGUGCCGUGGAGGUCGCAGUGCUCACACUGGAGGACGAAGACAGCGUGCUAGAGUGUCCCGGUGUCCGCCGUCUCUAUGACGUCAGGCUUGAGAAGAUGGAGAGGAGACGUUCAGGGAUCUUCGUCAUUCUCCUCUGUUUGUCUGUUCUUUGCCUAAACACAACUUUUGCAUGUGAAUACUUUGGCAAUGCUAAGAUGCCUAGUUUAUUUAAAGAGGGAGACAUCAUGGUGGGAGGAAUUUUUCCUGUUUUCUUCAAUGAAGUUAUCAACAUUUCCACAUAUGAGACAAAGCCACCUGACAGUGAAGUAUGUGAAGGAUUUGACCAAUGGACAUUUCGUUGGAUGCAAGCGAUGAUAUUUUCAAUUGAAGAAGUAAACAACGAUCCUGCUCUCUUGCCAAACAUAUCACUUGGAUAUAGGAUCCUUAGCUCUUGUUCAACUUCUAGAAGUGCUUUACAGGCUGCUCUAGCUCUGGCUAGUGGAUUAAAUGACGUUAGGUCAAUUUCACCUUGCCCUCCAGCUAUUUCUGCCCUCAUAGCAGAGUCAGGAUCAUCUGAGUCUAUAGCUGUGGCCGGAACCCUUGGACCUUUUCAACUGCCAAUAGUGAGUUACUUCUCUGCAUGUGCCUGUCUCAGUGACAGAGUCAAAUAUCCUACAUUUUUUCGAACAGUCUCCAGUGACUCUUUCCAGGCAAAAGCGUUGGCAGCACUAAUGAGGCAUUUUGACUGGCAGUGGAUCGGAAUCAUACAGUCAGACAAUGACUACGGCCGAAAUGGGAUACAUGGGUUCACUGAAGAAGUUAAAAAGUUCGGGGUCUGUAUUGCAUUUGUUGCUAAGUUUCUCCGUACAUAUUCUUUGGAGAAAACUUUGAAUGUUGUGGAAAUUAUCAAACAGUCAACUGUCAAAGUCAUUCUGGCUUAUGUUCCUGAGGGUGACUUCUAUUCUUUGAUGCUAGAGAUAGUGAAACAGAACAUAACAGGGAUUCAAUGGCUUUCUAGUGAUGCCUGGAUAACAGCAGCUCGACCUUCUACACCAGAAAUGUACCAGGCAUUUGGUGGAGCUCUAGGGUUUGUAGGUCGGAAGAUGGCUAUUCCAAGACUUAAACCAUUUCUCACAAACAUUAGUCCAUAUAAGGAUCCAAGUGCUUUUGUGGGGGAUUUCUGGGAGAUUAUGGUUACUGAGCAGUUACGAAGAGUACAUUUUAUGAAUCAGUUUGGAGAUAAUGUCUUCUUUGAUGAGAAUGGUAACCCACCAGCCUAUUAUGACCUGAUUAACUGGCAGCUGACCAAUGGGCAGGUUCCAACUUCCUUGUGCUCCAGUGUUUGUAUGACAGGAACCAGAAAAGCUCAAAUUAAAGGAAGACCCACCUGUUGUUUUGACUGUAUCCCAUGUGAUGAUGGGACCAUAACUAAUUUAACAGCAGAGUGCUCACCCUGUCCACAGGAAUACUGGUCAAAUGACAGGAAAGAUGAGUGUAUUCCUAAAGCCAUUGAGUUCCUGACAUACCAGGAGCCCAUAGGAAUAGCAGUCACAGUGGUAUCUCUGCUAGGAGCCUCUCUGUCACUGGCCACGUUGAUGGUUUAUAUUCGCUACAGAGAAACUCCUGUAAUUAAGGCCAGCAACUCUGAGCUAAGCUGUUUCCUGUUGUUCUCUCUCUUGCUGUGUUUUCUCUGUCCUCUCACUUUCAUUGGCAGACCCACAGUCUGGACAUGCAUGCUACGCCACACAGCAUUUGGUGUGACCUUUGCCCUUUGUAUUUCCAGUGUCUUGGGAAAAACUAUUGUUGUAGUCACAGCUUUCAAAGCCACAUUUCCAGGCAACAAAGCUGCAACUAAGUUUGGUCCCUCACAGCAAAGGAUCAUCGUUUGCUCCUGCACUGUGAUCCAGAUAAUCAUCUGUGUAUUGUGGCUUAGGCUGAACCCACCUUUCCCAGACAUGGUUUUCAGAUACAACAAUAAGAAGAUUGUUUUAGAAUGUAACCCAGGCUCUGAGGCAGCUUUCUAUGCGGUGCUGGGCUACAUAGGACUGCUGGCAAUAACAUGUUUAGUUCUGGCAUUUCUAGCUAGAAAGUUGCCUGAUAACUUCAAUGAGGCUAAGUUCAUUACAUUCAGUAUGCUGAUUUUCUGCGCUGUGUGGAUCACCUUCAUCCCAGCCUACAUCAGCUCUCUAGGAAAGUUCACUGUAGCUGCUGAAACAUUUGCAAUUUUGGCUUCAGCAUUUGGUUUAUUAAUUUGCAUUUUUACACCUAAAUGUUAUAUUAUAUUGAUUAAGCCAGAGCAAAAUACAAAGAGACGAAUCAUGGGAAAAAUAUGAAGAAAACGUGUUACACUAUAGAGUUGCUGUCUUUCCCUCCUGUCAAAAUCAGAACAUGUUGGUUGCAUUUAUUUGCUUCGAAAGAGAGUAGUGCCCAAAAUAACAAACAAAACAAAUCCUUCCAUGCCCUACUAACCUGCUUGAAAAUAAAUUCGGAAAAACAAAGGACAGGGCGACUUCCCUAAGCCCCUAACAUACAGUAAACAGAAGAAAAAUAUAAACGUAACCUCAACAAAAAGGGCUUCUCCGUCCUACUUGAGUGCUACCAACCGAUGUUCACAUCACACAACAGCAUUAGUUCACAAUUUUCAGAAUUCACAGAGUGCACUAACGAGUGAUGGGGUUCACAGGCGAGGCGAGAGAGGGGCGGCAGCCAUGUCAUCCGCUGCUUAAGUCGAGGGCUGGCAUUCUCCCAACCAAUUUCGAAGCCUCCACCUCCAGCAAGCGGCGUCAGCCCCCUACACACACCCUGUUAGAGAAAAUAUAUUUUCAUCUAUUAUUUAUUUCAAUUAUAUUCAUUUAUCUUUUUAUGUAUCAUUUAACCUUUUUCACAUUUUCCAUUUAUGGUUUGCAUUUGCUGUGCCUUAUAACCCCAUUGACAGGUGCACAGACUUCUAACCACAGGUUUUCAAGUAUUGUCAUAUACGAAGAACAAUUUUGUCACAUUUGCCUUUUGCUCUGUGCCCCUACUCAGGCGUAGGUGUUCAAAACCACAAGAGGGGUUGGAGGAGUACUGGUAUGCCUAAUGUGUGUGUUUCCGCAUGUUCAGCAAUGAUGUGAUGAUGUGAUGAUGAAGGCGUGUACAACCUUUAAUAAAAUGUUGUGCUUUGGGGAAGUUCGUUGGAGUUGGUUGGUCUCUGAGUGAAGCCCUUACAACGCUAA
Betta splendens (Siamese fighting fish) is the source of this 3850-nucleotide messenger RNA. RefSeq names its product extracellular calcium-sensing receptor-like. Gene Ontology annotation, cellular component: membrane. Gene Ontology annotation, molecular function: G protein-coupled receptor activity. NCBI's taxonomy places the organism in Eukaryota, Metazoa, Chordata, Actinopteri, Anabantiformes, Osphronemidae. The coding region runs from base 752 to 2968 and encodes 738 amino acids. The transcript is spliced from 8 exons. Gene Ontology annotation, biological process: G protein-coupled receptor signaling pathway. The record is from RefSeq and is a predicted model, not a curated record.